GGAAGUUAAAGGAGGGGUAAAAAAAAAUCUUGUCAACUGAAGUGUACGUAGGUACGGGGCUCGACCCAUAUUUCGUCGUGUAUUUUUACCAGGCAGACGUGACCGUAAUAUCUCGUCGCUCGUGAAAAGGAAAAAUGGGAUGCUUCUUCUCAAAGAAAUCCAAAAGAAAGUCGGGCGAGAAGGGGAACCAUGCACCGACAACAACGACUGUCGAAACUACAGAUAACGCGGUUCCCCUUGGCAACAACACCGACGAGGCUCCGAAGCAGUACAGCUGGGAUAAGAGAGAAAAGGUUGAUCCCAAGGAUUACAUGCUGACUGGACUCAAAGAUGUCACUGUGGGCCGCCUACCUGGAAAACUGAACGGGCAGGAGUUUGUCAUCCAAGAGUGUGAAAACUGCAACAUCUACGUGUUGGACCACUCGGCGACGAUCACCAUCGAUGACUGUGUCAACUGCCGCAUCGUCCUCGGACCUGUAAAGGGAAGUGUGUUUUUCAGAAACUGUAAAGACAUCAAGUGUGUGGUGGCCUGUCAGCAGUUUCGCACGCGGGACUGUAAAAAGAUGGAUGUGUUCCUGUGCUGCGCCACUCAGCCCAUCAUCGAGUCCUCUACGGGGAUGAAGUUCGGCUGCUUUCGGUAUUACUACCCCGACUUGGCCUUCCACUUCAAGGAUGCCGGGCUGAGCAUAUUCAACAACAACUGGAGCAACAUCCACGAUUUCACACCUGUGUCUGGGGAGAACAACUGGAGCUUGCUGCCAGAGGACUCAAAAGUGCUGGAUUUUGUUCCAGCGCCUGACCCGGAGUCCGAUUUCAAGUCCGUUCGAAUCUCCACCGAGGCCGCUCGGAGCAUCGUACCUUUAACAAACGGAGGGCGGCGGAAGGACAGCGAGGAGUCCUGUCUCUUUGUUUUCUUCGCUGGAGAAUAUACCGCUGCAAAUGCCCGGAAACUGAUUGAUGAGGCAUCUUCUAAAGGAUUUGUGCUAAUCCAGACCAAGGAGGUCUCAAUGAAGCCUGAAGAUGUAAAGCGUGUGUUUCAGAACAGCGCAGAUGAUCUUGUGGAGUGGAUCAGCAAAGGCCUCGUCACUGCCCUCGAGCUGAACGGCGAUGGUGUUGUGGAAGCCUGCAAGAACAUCGCCAGCAAUGUUUUUAGCAGCACCAAGGUUUUUGUCUCGGACAACAAAAAUACAUCAAGCCGAGAUGUUGACAGCUUCUUCAACUUUGCUGACAUGCAGAUGGGCUUGUAAAUGAAUUGGCCAUGAAAACAAGCUGCAUGAGCUGAUUGACAUUUAUUUUACAUAAAAGGUCAGGAAAAUAUUGCAGACUGUUUGGUGUUGCCUUGGAUCGAACAAGUCACUUCCCACAAUCGCAUGAAGUCAUUCCCGUUCUUAUGCUGGGGGAAGAAAAAGGUUGUAAACCACUCAAAUGUUAGUUGCUCAGAGUUCUGUGAUUAUGUUUCUGUGAAUGUAUUUUGUAACUCUGUUGCUAUUAUCCUCUAUAAAUGUAGCUGUUUCUGUAAAUGUAUUUUUUUUUUAUUUAAAAUGUUACUUUUAAUUGCUGUGUGGGACAAAAGGAGAGCAGGGGUGGGGGGACAUGAGCAUGCCUGUUUUAUGUGUAAAGUUCAGAUGCAUGUUUUUUUCCUAGAAUUAUUUGUCUUUGAUUUAAAUAAUGAUUUUUUCUCUUCAAAAUGUGUAUAUAAAUGAAAUGUGCUGUAUAGGUAAUGACUUUCUUUACUUGUGUUUGUUAGGCCAAAACUAGCCUGUGAAAAAUUAGUUUUUCUGUUUUCACCAACAUAUAAACACAGGAGAGAGGCUGGAUUUUCAAAGUAGGCAACUUGUUUUGUUUUUUUUAAUAAAUCAUUUUUAUACAUUACUGAAAAUUUUUUGUAUAGAAAUUCAUCAACUAUAUAUUUUGUACAAUUUUAAUUAUUUUGUAUUUUUAACAAAGAUGACUGAAAAUACUGAAUUAAAACAACUGCCAGCACUAGUUUCACCAUAACUUUGUUAAAAGAUCUAUUUAUAUUAGAGGUGUUUCUAAAGUGUCAGUUACAUAGCUACUUAAUCUCAAAACAGACACAGGAAAAACAGACACUGUGCUGAAGGGAAAUAAUCUUCCUUUUUGUAAAUUUAUUAUUCUUUUGUUCAAGUCCUUUUAAAGGUCAACUUUUUAAGAGACUGUAAAUGCAGAGACAACAGCUGAUUCACUUUUGCUUUUCUGAGGUAAGACAGAAAUGUGUUUUAAUGUUAGUGGUCUAAUUUAGUUGGACUUUCUCAUCUGAGUGAUGAGGUUUUUUAAAAAUAAUCUGUCUUCAGUAAUUCACCAAUAUUCCACUUACCUGAAUCAUACAUCUCUUCAUAAACUGAUUACCUCAAAUAAGGACUACACUCAGUGCAAUAAAAAAAAAAAAAGAAAUUUAUGAAUGUACCACCUUGCUUGUGUUUUUGAAACUACAGUUCGUUAUUUCCAAGAACACCCACAGAAACAUGCCAUGUGAAAUUUGCAAAUGUGUUUGUAUUUGUGCAUAGUUUUUUUUUGUAGAAAGUGCGUGUGAAAUAUCUGUAAUUCGUUAAAAAAAAUUUAACAAUAUGAUCUUUAGAAAAUGACAGAUUUCCAUUAAAACCCAUAUAUUAAAUAA
Messenger RNA from Girardinichthys multiradiatus, 2635 nucleotides. RefSeq names its product RP2 activator of ARL3 GTPase (gene rp2). Lineage: Eukaryota; Metazoa; Chordata; Actinopteri; Cyprinodontiformes; Goodeidae. Gene Ontology annotation, biological process: post-Golgi vesicle-mediated transport. The transcript has 5 exons. Gene Ontology annotation, cellular component: cilium; periciliary membrane compartment. Bases 135 to 1247 code for a protein of 370 amino acids. The record is from RefSeq and is a predicted model, not a curated record. Gene Ontology annotation, molecular function: GTPase activator activity.